Messenger RNA from Cyprinus carpio (common carp), 2532 nucleotides. RefSeq names its product RELT-like protein 1. The record is from RefSeq and is a predicted model, not a curated record. Gene Ontology annotation, biological process: positive regulation of p38MAPK cascade. Lineage: Eukaryota; Metazoa; Chordata; Actinopteri; Cypriniformes; Cyprinidae. Gene Ontology annotation, cellular component: plasma membrane.
UGCCGCCCCCCGCAGGACUGGAGAUGCACUGUCUGCACGCAAACAGAGACCAUAUGCACAUACAGGACACUUUUGUUUGUGCACGCAUCUUUACAAUCGCUUUUUGUCCUGGGGAUUCUGCUUUUGAAUACAAGUCGCACUUGACCGUGUAACGCAACGUUAUUAGGUAACUUUACGGGGUUACAACUUUAAGAGUGGGAUGUUCGUCAUAGCAGCGAUACGAAUGAGGAAACAGUAGCUGUGAAUGUAAGCGCAGCCCACAGCUCACGAGUCUCAGUACACUCCAGUCCGUGCCCGAGUUCAUCCGCUGACGACGAUCGCGGGUACCAGAAGAGGGGCGAUGUCAGACUCCUUAACGAACAGCACCACGACACAUGGCAAUGGUGAUGGGAACUCCAGUAGCCCACAGAAUAUUGCCUUUUUUUUGGUGCCUUCCUUCUUCCUGUUGGGGCUUCUGGGUGUCCUUAUCUGCCACAUCCUGAAGAGGAAGGGCUACCGCUGUACAACUGAGGCAGAGGAAGAUGCUGAGCUGGAUAAAGAGAGGGACGAAGAGGAGAAAGAUCCAGAAAAAGGAGAUCUGAAUGACACCUUCAGUGAAGACAACGCUGACACAGUGGGCCGAAUUGUUCACUACAUCAUGAAAAAUGAAGCCAACUCCGACGCACUCAAAGCCAUGGUUCAGGACAGUAUAGAAUCGGAGGGUCGCCCUGUGACGCCCACCUCUCCAAACACACCCGCCAGCCCAGAGAGCCCUGCACCGCGAGGGUUGCCACCCAGCUCAGCCAAACACACCUGCAACCAUCUGCACACCAUCGGAGGGAUCGGAGGACAUAAGAACAUCUGCAACCGCUGCAACCAGAAGAAAUGGCCUCUGAUGAGACGCUCAUCCAGCAAAAAACUGGACAGACGCAGUCAAGUAGUAGAGGUCGUAGUGCUGUCUGUAGGCAGAUUCCGGGUGACAAAGAGUGACCCCAAAUCGUCCCGGGAUAGGCAGACGUUGUUGAUCACUGAGCCCAAUGGCAGUGUUCCCCCUUCACCUGCUAACGCUGACCCCCCUGAACACAUCACAGGCCCAGAGUCACAGGAUAAAGGAGGCGGUGCAAAAUGACAUCUGUAGAGUUCCAGCAGCUUCCCAGGUGACAUUUUAAAAAGAUUUUAAUCUGGAAGUCACACUUCCAAAGAGGACUGAAGAGAGGGAAAACGCCUCAAAUUGUGUUGAUAGAUGGAGGAGGAAAAGAGGAUGAUGGAUGCAAACCCUCCUUUCUGUCAAGUGACACGUCAGUUGUGGAAAGGCAGCAGAAGCCAUACAUUAACCUGUCACCAUGGCAGCCCACCUUUCUCAAACACCCUUGUGUCAUUAUGGUGGAUGGCGUCAUUUGUGUUUGUUAAUGACUAUGAGUGUGUCAAUGUUUAAUCCAAGCUGGCAUUGUGGUUGGAGAUCUUCGCCAUGUGCCUCUUUGGGCAACUUCCAGGAAGUGGGAAGUAUUGUUCAGGGUUUUUUUUUUUCCUUUUUCAUUGCAAGCUGUGAUAAACACAGAAAAAGAGAGCCAUGAAAUUUCUCACUGGUUACAAUCCAGACUAAACGUUUAACUUAACCUGUUGCCAUCUUAAAUGGACUGGGCUUGAUCUUCUUCCCUAUAUACACCUUUUCGCCUUUGUUUUUUUUUUUUAUAAAUUAAACUGUUUAGAGAACAUUUUCUUUAAACCAGUGAAAUUGCAUAUUUAAUAGAUUAAUUUAUCAACCUAGCACACCUUAACCAACUGGAAGUUUGCCUGGUGAUGUCAGGUUUGGUCUAGGACAGAUUCAGUUCACCAGUCUGCCGAACACUCAACACUCAACUUUAGAAAUGUUAAACAUUCUUAGUUUAGCUUGCAUGUGUCCACAGAGUUCAGAAACUCUUAAGUCUAUAGCUCAUUUAGUGAUGUAAUGUCAAGUGUAUACAAAUAGAUAAGACUAUAUCCUUCACUAUACUUAAUAUUAUUGCUAUCUUUAAAAAAAAAAAAAAAAAAAUCUAUGGUACCUCAAAGAAGGUAAAAGUGUCCAAGCAUAGGCAAAGAAGACCAAAAUAUAGGACUUUUUAAUAAUCCUGAGUAUUUUAACCAAAACUCCAAUAAAUAUACAGUUGGCUUUUAAAAAAAAAAAAUGUAUUUUGCCUUUAAUUAACAUUGUCAUUAUCGUGCCACUGAUUUUGUUUUGCCUUUUUUUUUUUUGCUAAAACACCAUACAGGUAGAUGUCAAAAUAUCUUUAGGCUUUCUAACUCAUUGCACACAAGCUUGAGGUGCUUGAACGAAUAAUUUAAAUAAAUGUUGCUCAAAGCCUUCUUGCUAAAAUUUUAGCUACUGAAAUGAUAUGAAUCUAACUUAUCUUAAUGUGUCACUUCAAGUACUGUUACUUCUGAAAUCGACAAGAAUUAAAGAAACACGAAGAUGUGUAAACAGAAGAAUUAUUUAAAGAAAAUGAGUAAGAAUGUGCUGUUAUAUUUUAGUGAAAGUUUUGUACCUAGAAUUUAUACAUUAAAAGAUUAAACACA